This is a messenger RNA of Galleria mellonella (greater wax moth), 6499 nucleotides long. RefSeq names its product phosphatidylserine decarboxylase proenzyme, mitochondrial (gene Pisd). The record is from RefSeq and is a predicted model, not a curated record. Gene Ontology annotation, molecular function: phosphatidylserine decarboxylase activity. NCBI's taxonomy places the organism in Eukaryota, Metazoa, Arthropoda, Insecta, Lepidoptera, Pyralidae. Gene Ontology annotation, cellular component: mitochondrion. The coding region runs from base 174 to 1307 and encodes 377 amino acids. Gene Ontology annotation, biological process: phosphatidylethanolamine biosynthetic process. The transcript has a single exon.
UCAAUCAGUCCAAUCAAGACCAUAACCGUAAUUCUUUUUAUUGUCUGAUCUUUCUUAUUGGAUAAUAAGAUUGGUUCCAAACUGACGUCUUUAUCCAUUCAUAAAUUUGUACAAAAAACUCGCAAAUAUAAACAAUUUAUUUUUAGCCGAGGCGGAAAGUGGUCUAAUGCGGAAUGUUCCCACCGACUCUCAUACGAAGCUGUCUUCCAGUUAUAAACCCGAUGUUGAGGCGUCCACCGCACUGCCCGUUUAGACAAACAUCUUCGCUUCACAGCCAAACAAAGACAGGAAAUACAUCGUUGCAAAAGACGAAAUGGAUGAAUUUGAGGGCGAUAAUAACACGAUGGGUGCCUUUAGGCAGUGCCAUGUACUUGGGUUGGUGUUACAUUCGCGCGACCAUCAAUUACGAAGUGUCGAAAGUGGAAAUACGUUUUUACGAAAUGUUUCCCUUUCGGGUAACGAGUCGCUGGUGGGGUCGGCUGGCCGCCUGCGAGCUCCCCAUGUCUCUGCGAGGUAUAGUUUACGGUAUAUAUGUGAGAUUGUUUAAUGUGAACUUGAGUGAGGCGGCAGUACCAGAUUUGAGUUACUAUAAGAGUUUAUCCGCUUUCUUCACGCGUUCUCUCCGCGAUGGUGCGCGGUUCAUAUCUCCCGCGCCUUGCGUCUCUCCCUGCGACGGAAUAGUUCUAAACUGUGGUCCGGCCGAUACAGAUAAAAUAGAGCAGGUGAAAGGCGUAACAUACAGCCUUGAAGAAUUUCUUGGUGAUAACAAAUGGUCGAAAAGAAAAGGUGACAGUUACUACGACUCAUUGUUGACAAAUAAGAAGAAUAUUCUCCACCAGUGCAUCAUUUAUUUAGCACCAGGUGACUACCACAGGUUCCAUUCGCCGUGCGACUGGACGGCGACGUUCCGCCGUCAUUUUUCCGGUAAGCUCUUAUCAGUGAAUCCUUGGAUGGCACGAUUGAUACCUGGUCUGUUUACGAUGAAUGAACGAGCUGUCUACAUCGGUGAAUGGAAGCAUGGAUUCUUCAGUAUGACAGCAGUGGGAGCGACGAAUGUUGGGUCGAUAGAGAUCUACAAAGAUCCCCAAUUGCAGACAAACACGAAAGGUGGACGUAACAGGAUCGAGGAGUCCGAAAUAGGACAGCUUAAGUUGAAAAAGGGUGAAUUAUUCGGUCAGUUUAAUAUGGGUAGUACAAUAAUAUUAUUGUUUGAAGCACCAAGGGACUUUAAAUUUGAAUUUUCUGCCGGUGACAGGGUCCAAGUGGGUCAGGCUUUAACUGUGGCUGCCAAGGAACAAGCCAGAUGACCUGUUUACUCUGAGUUAGUUCAAAUUGCACAGUUAGUGCUAAUUUUUUAUAUGGUCUCGUUACUACUUUGAGGCUGACAAGGUUUGAGCUUGUAGAAUAGUGAUUCUAAAUUCAAAUCUAUAGAUCUAUAGAGCUUAAACUGUAAAUAAAAAAAAAAAUUGGCUGUACAGACAAUGGUUACUUUGUUCAUAGACAAAAUUUCUCUUUUAUAUAUUGUAAAGUGUGUACUUGUGCAUUAUAACAUGCAAUUUUAGAGGUUUUUAAGAUGGACUGAAUAAAAUUUUACUAUCAAGACCAUUUUAUUAUAAUGGAUUUACAUAAGACUUGUAAAGGCGAACAAAAGAGAAAAAAAAAUUGUCUGUGGAUAAUGCUCCAUAUUUGUACAGGUCAUAAUUGUUAAGUGGUGCAAUCUAAUUUAUGACUAUCUCGAAAUUACAUAAAACUUAAUUAUUUAGUUGCUUGCAAUAGUUUGAAAGCUAAAUUAUCCAAUAUUUGUAUUGAUAAUAACAGUAAAUGGUAAAACCACAUAUCUUUGUGGAGUUGAAUAUAACAUUAUUUGAAAUUAAAAUUUAGUAACCAUUUACAAUCUGACAGGCUGUAUGCUUGUGCCCCAUCUUCAUGGUAUAAAAAAAAAUAUUUGCAUAAUUCUAAAUUUGAAACACAUUUAGAACAUUUAGAUCCGUUGAAGGCAAAUUUAUUGAGUAAUUCAAAACGUACAUGGCCAGAUUUAGACAAAAUAUUUAACGGCCAAUAAUCAACGCGCGCUCACACUCCCCAUAAGUUCGAUAUUGUCUCUAUGUAAGUACAUGAAGGUAGCAUACAUUUGUAUAAAAAAAAAAAAUACAAACUGACUGAUCGAUCUUUCGACCUCAAAAGUCGUAAGUUCGAAUCGGGUCGACACCAAUAAUAAAUAUUGUGUGUCAAUUAAGUUUCGAACAAUUCUUUGAUGUGAAAAGAAAAAUCGAUAAUAAAUGAAAUGAAACCUAAUGACGGCGGUAGGCUCGCUCCCGCUGUGUUCUAAUGUGCUCGGUGAAAUAUGUGCGUACUAAGUAUUACGUUCACCAAACUGGCAACAUUUGACACAUGCCCCUACCUAUCCCAGUAAGGAUUAAUGUCGUGAGCGUACUUAUUAUAUAAAAAAAAAAAAAACUGAUGUAACAAUUUUCUUUUAAGCUAAUUUUCAAAUUCAAUUGAAUGUAAUAUUGUAAAUAUUUAAUUGUUACUUGCUUCAGCUUGAAAGAUAGUUUUUUUUUAUCCCGAUAAGGAAAACUGAACGGCAGGUGGCGCUAGGGAGUAAUCUGACGCUUACCGGUGUAGAUAUUUAAUUAAUAAAAGAAAAAUGUACAGUCGAACAUAAAACCUCCUUUAUUUCAAGUUGGUUAUAAUUUUAUACACAUUGUUAUAUAUAUACUUCCCGCUUGAGAGUUUGUAUAUAUAUAUGCAAAUAUCUUUAUUACAAUGUUAUGAAGCAGAAUGAAUCAUGUUCAUGAGUAAUAUAACCAUACCAAUAUAUAUAUAUAUAUAUAUAUAUAUAUAUAUAUAUUUAAUGGAUGAUAAAUGGAGUGAUAACCCCGCAUGCGCUAACGGUAUACACCGGUGGGGUACCAGUGAGGGAUGAUAAGUGAAGAUGAAGCAGGUCUGUAGCCCAUCGUAACAAAUUUACUAAUGAAUCAAUCACGAUGGUUUCCAGGGGGAACCACGUGGAGGUCGACUUGAUAGAGUAUAUUGCUAGCGAUAGGGUUGCUAAUACGCAUUACUAACAAUCCCUUCCCCCUAUCCGAUUUUUUUUUAUUGGUGAAAAUGUAAUGGUAAUCCUGGAGAACCAGUGAAGAGUGACAGAUGAGAAUGAAAACAGGCCAAUUAGCCCAUCAUGAUGAAUUCAUCAGGAAUUAACCAUGAUAGUUUCCAGGGGGGACCGCGAGGAGGUCGACCUGGUUGGGUAUAUUGCUCGCAAUGGUAUUCUCAGUCUCCAUUACUAACAAUCCCUUCCCCCCCCCCUAGUUUAAUCAAAUGAUCCUAGUCAUUAACACCCCCUAGGUUAGUAUAAGUGUUGUAUAAAUUUAGUGAACAAUCUAGGCAUGUAUUUUUAUCGAAGGUAUUUUUUUUUAAAUAAGACAUUUAAUAACAUUCAUACAUAGGUACAUCAAAAGAGCUUCCUUAAAAGGCCGUCAGCACACCUGCAAUGCCUUUGGUGUUGCCGGUACUCAGGGGUGGCGGUAGUCACUUACCAUCAGGUGAGCCGCAUGCUCGUUUACCCCCCUGUGUUAUAUAUGUACAAAGAUCGUUUUUAUUAAACACUAGUAGAGCGGUACGGAGGCGUAAUACCUUAUCCUUCAGGUAUGGCAAAGCUUGAUGGCUAUCAUGAACGUUUCAAGGCUCCUCUAUAGGCGAGGGUUACAAUUUCCAUAAAGUGCCGUCUGAAGCCGUCAGGUUCUUUGCCAUUCUGUGUUGUUUAGAAAAAAAAAAAAACAUUUCCCGCGCUGCUAUUCCGAUAAAAAUACAUUCCAAAAUUGUUCAAAUAUUGCCAGUUGUAAAAAAUAGACGAGUAUUAAUAUUUUACAGGGCCCGAUCUAGGUAUUUUGCCGUCGCAGGCAAACGAUAUUUGCUAUUUUUGACAAUAACCACAUAAGUAUUAUACAUGUCUAUUAGAAAAAAAAAAAUUAAAAAAUAGCUAAUAAAUACUACAUUGUCAUCUAAAACUUUUUAAGAAUGUUCAUAUCGAAGCUUACUUGAAGUGUGACAACGUAUAAAUUAAUUUUCGACAAUAAUUCAUUAAUUUGCUUACCUACCAUCAGGUGAACCGCAUUCUUGUUUGCCUCCUGUAUUAUAAAAAAAAAUCCAAUGUUUUUUAUUUAUUUUUUUCUUUUUUUUUUAUUACAGUGAUCUGGUAACGAAUUGAAAUUAUAAUCAUACGCCAAGAUUCUUAUACAGUUGUUUGAAAAAAAGUGUUUGAAAGCUUUCGAAGCAAAGGGUAAAACAGUAGGCGCAAUACUUUUCGUAGUGGGCCAGUAAAAUGUGCAACUAAUGAAUGUGUAAAAUAACUAGCGACCCGCCCCGGCUUCGCAGGGGUGUACAUUACAUCGUAUCACAUUAAAACCUUCUAAAAUUUACAGUCUUUCUCUACUAUAUUAUGCAUGUAUUGCAUUUACGAACCUUCCUCUUGAGUCACUUUAUCUAUUAAAAGUGUGUAGUUUUAAAGAUCUAAGCAUACAUAGGGACAGACAGACAGAGAAGUGACUUUGUUUUAUAUUAUGUAGUGAUGAUGAUGAUGAUGUAUCGAAAAUUUUGAAAAUUGACCCAUGAUUCCGAAAUUCUCUUACUUCCGUAAGUUUAGAUGUGAAACUUUUAAAGUAAUCUUUUAACAAACGUUAUUUCCCCUCUCCAAAUCGGGCCCUGAUAUUCUGCCUGCCUUACCAAUAGAAAUAAUAAUAGAGUCACAUGUGCAAUGUAUUUAUUUACAUUUUUAUUCAUUACAUUUUUAUUCUCCGUUUAUCCUAGUCUAUGAAUCGAAUAUUUUUUAAAAAAAUUUAAUCUAAAUAUUAUUUUUACAUAAAAAGAUAAAUUAGCAUAACCUCAUGCUGAAAGUAAACUCUUUCAAAAAAGGAAAUCUGCAAUUCGGCUCAGAGGUCCAAUCUCAGUGAAAUUGCUAAUUCUAUCUUAAAACGGUUUAAAAAAAAAACCUGAAUUUAAGUCCUUACAAUUGAAAAAUGUAUCAUUAAAUUCGACUCACAAUUGGCUAAGACACCGUGUAACGUUAAAUAUGCAAUAAAUCCUUAAUUUUUUUUUAAUUAAGUUACAAAUAGUGGAAAAGAAAUAUAUUACAAUUGUUAGCUAUGGUUUUUAAUCUUUCUAUACUUAGAUAUUUAAUUAAAUUAAGAAUAUAAUUAUGUUACAAAACUUAGAAGAAUUUAUAAGGUAGAAUUAUAAGAAUUGUAAUUAAUUAAACCGAUUUCUGCAAAUUUAUUAAUUUAACAGUGUAUAUACAAGUAAAAUAUCAACAUUUUAUAAUAAUUUUACACAUUUAAUGUGUAAAGUUAAUAUGUAAAUAAUUGUGUAAAUUUACAUUUAACAAUUUGACAAUUGUACUUGUUUGGUUCGUAUUACAAUUUUGUCAACACAUUAUUGACAAUUUUACACAUUUGACAUGUGUUGCUAUUGUGUAAAUAUUUGUAAUUUUACACAUUGAUGUUUAAAUCUAUUGUACCGACGCUGCGGUUGAUUCUGAACACCAUUUUCUAAACCUGUUUAUUUAUUUAAACUUUAUUGACCAAUAAAAUGUGUUACAAUAUGCGGUCUUGAUGCUAAACGCAUUCCCUGCCAGUUGACCUGUCUCUAAAACGAAUAUUUUAAUUUGACACUUUUGCAAAGAAAUCCACUAUUAUAAGGGGCAUCAUAAAUUUAUGACGAUUUCGACUUUACCUAUUGGUAAUUUAGUUCUUAUAAUAAACAUAAAUUUAUGACAAUUUCGACUUUACCUAUUGAUAAUUUAGUUCGUAUAAAUAAACUUUUUGCUGUGAAAUCAAAUUGAAUUUUUAAUUUUAGAGAUAGGUUUAGAGUUUAGAGAAAUGACGUUAAAGAAUUGACGCCGUUGUGUAAAUUCUUAAUUUUAAAUUUUACACAUUAAUGUGUAAAUUUAUUAUGUCAACGCUGUCAAUUGACAAUUAUAAAUUUGCAGAUAUGGGUAAUAGGUAGAUUAUGGGAGAGGGAAAUCGCUAGUGCCACUUUAAUUUCCAUUGUAUUGUAAAAUCUUUAUUGUACAUAAAUUACAUUGUACACAUUAAGAGAUUUAAUAUACAAUGGUGGAUUUUUCCCAUAGAGGGAUCUCUUACGAUCUACCUUUGAGAAGCUGAAUUGAUUUUUUUAGAACGAAAUAUCCGAUCCAAAAUUCAAAGUAUUAAAAAUCUGCGAGUAAAAAUAUUUACAAGGUUUCGACCAGGAAUUAUAAUACUCCUCCGGCUGGACCGCUACUGAAGAUGUUCCCUCACGAACACAUACAAAGCAUCAAUGGUGUAUGUGGUCACACGCAUUGAAUUGAAAAGUAGGAAGGGCCUGCUAUGUUAACGUGGACAGUCUAUGUAAAAAAAAAAUAUUUUUGUUUUUGUAAUCUUUGAAUUUCCCAAUAAUUCGCGUGUUGUAUAGAAUUUGUACAUUGUGUAGUUUUGUAAAGUGAAAAUAAAUAUUGACGUUUUUA